AUAAUAGAAGAGAAUGACAAUAUUAAUCAUGUGAUGAGUCCUCCUAAUCAGAUCGAUCGGAUACCAACUUCAACUUUUACUCAAACUACUCCAUUGAACCAAUUAACAAUGGUCACAACUGAGAAGAUUGUUGUUGAUAGGGAGAUCUCAACCAAUCAACUUUCUUCAUCAAUCAUGAAUUCGAAUGAGCCAAUUGCGAUGCAACAUUUUCCUUCUCAUCACAACAACCGAUCAUCACAAGCGUUCCUCCUCGAUACAAUUAAAUCAACCAAUCACGAUAGAGCACUUAGUAGCUGAUCGAGAUCACGCCACCUCUAACGGCUUCAUAAAUUCGUCACGCCUGGCCAUAUUAACUAAACUUAAACGCUCCGAUAGCAUUUCGAGCAUAAAUUCCUACAAUUCCUAUUUCCCGUCACCGGCUAUCAUUGGACAAUUUCAUUUCAGGGCAUGCUUGGACUGUUCUUACCUCGUGGAUAAACGAUUGCAGUUGAUCAAAAGUAACAUACCCAUCUCAACCGAGGAGCAAUCAGCAGGUCAAGCUAAGGUCGCCCACUUUUUGACCACAUAUCAGGAAAUGCACAGAUGCAUCAUAGAAGUGCGCAAAUUACUACCGUCCUAUUCGGCAAAAGUGGAUUCAUUGAGCACCUACGGAAAAUCUAUUCAGCAAUACAACCAAGCCCGCAGAAUGAGAGAAGAGAUCAUGAGGAACGGGGAGAAGAUAGAACAUUUGAGCCGUUCUUUACAAAUCUUAACCGGUGUUAUGGAUCCGGAAGCCGAAAUUAAUCUCAACCUGGUUAAAGCUAUAAGAUCCAUGUCUUGCAAAUUUUUGAAGGACAAUUUUCUCACCCUACCCAAGCUCCCAGAUCAAGCCAGCUUCGACGAAACGCUGCUUAGCGACAAAUGCCAUGUCGUGCCCAUUCAACCUCUUCCCCUAAAAGUACCGGAUGACAAUGAAAAAACUACUCCAGCUCACCAAUCACAAUCCCUAAAAAUUGACCAAUCACAUCUGAGCAAACAUGGGACCAGUACUAAGGAAUUGGCUAAUACGAAAAAUGAAAGAGUAAUUGAACUCGUAUCUUCGCCCGUCUCGCCAGCUCUUUCGAAAAAUAUUGGGCUAGAAGAAAAAGAUGUUUUGAGGGAACAAAUUGAAAUAAUAACUGGUUAUUUGGAAACGGCUCUUAAAACCGACGACUUGGACCAAGUUUAUACCUUGGAAACUAACCUGAAAGAACUCAAAGACAUAUUGGAUGCUAGCUAACACUAAAAUAGAAUCAUUUUAAAUGGUUCCUAGAUUGAUGAAGAUAACUUUAAAAAUAUGUAUUCUGCCGAAGAACAAAAUGGAGAACUUUAUAUUCGUGAGGAAAGAAGAAAAAUGAAAACGGGUUCAUAACGAGAUACUUCCCUUUACAACAAAAUAUUUAGAUAAAAUAAACGCGAAUAAAAUUAAAUUAAAAAUUUUAACAAAUUUUGCAUACUACCCGAAAAAUUUUUUUAUAGGGAGAUUUAUAAAUCCUUAAAAUGUCCUUCUUCGGCAAAAUCUGUCUCAACUGAUAUUCCGUGCACUCAUAUCUAAAGAAUUUAAGUAAAAUAGUCAAAAAAAAUUUUUUAUCAUUGCUUUCAGAAUUUCUUUGAUUUAAUACCUCUAAGAAUACUCCCUCCCCUCGCAUAAAAUUUAUCCCAUUUUUGAGGAAAGAAAUACAUUAUCUUUGGCAUAAACUGUUGUUACUAUACUAUAUUAUGUACAUUUAAUAUUCAUAAAAAUGUAAGUUAUUUUUUAUAAUUUUUGCUCAGAUAUUGGUCGAAACGAAAUCAACUCAUUUUUUAAAAAAAAGGAUCAUUAUAAUAUAACAUGAUACUAUAUUUUUUUAAAAAAAUACCUUGCUUCCUUAACUCAUUUUUAGUUUCAUAAAAUUUCGAUUUAUCUAGGUGAGGAUAGAUUGGUAUAUCUAAAAAUACACGCCAAUCGCCUAGAAAAUUAAUGUGCUUCCAUUUAUUGUUGACGGCUCGAUUUGAGCCGAUUUUUAAAAACGCUAACCAAAUAUAUUAGCCAGAAAGAUAUUGUCUAAGCUUCGAUAUUUCGUUAAUGGAUGUUCAGACCUUUGUGCCACCUGUAAGCAAAAUUUUAAGGCUUGCAAUAAUAAUUUUAAAAUUGAGUUACCUGUUUUUUAAAAAUUGGCUCAAAAUGAGCUGUUUAAUAACACUACUUCCAUUUGUUUUGUAAUCAUAUUUUU
Messenger RNA from Gordionus sp. m RMFG-2023, 2231 nucleotides. RefSeq names its product rabenosyn-5-like. Gene Ontology annotation, molecular function: metal ion binding. The coding region runs from base 185 to 1258 and encodes 357 amino acids. The record is from RefSeq and is a predicted model, not a curated record. NCBI's taxonomy places the organism in Eukaryota, Metazoa, Nematomorpha, Gordioida, Chordodea, Parachordodidae. The transcript is spliced from 8 exons.